GCUCUCAAAUUUAGGGGGCGGGAUACUCUUUUUAAAUUGGUGUCUCCUCCUGUGAUGUGAAUUGUGAGCCCUAAGAAAAGAGGAAAUGGCUCAAGAGGCAAGGCUCAACCUCCGAAUGCAAAGGGAGCUUAAGCUUCUUCUCACCGAUCCACCUCCCGGCGCCUCCUUCCCUUCUCUUACUUCUUCCUCCUCUCUUUCCUCCAUUCAUGCCUUAAUUGAAGGCCCUGAAGGAACUGUGUAUGCUAAAGGACUCUUUAGCGUCAAAAUUCAGAUACCUGAAAGGUACCCCUUUCAGCCUCCCAUUGUCACUUUCCUAACGCCCAUUUAUCAUCCAAAUAUUGAUAAUGGUGGUCGUAUUUGCUUGGAUAUUCUCAAUCUUCCUCCAAAGCAGGGAGCAUGGCAGCCAUCUUUGAACAUUUCAACUGUCUUAACAAGUAUAGGUUUGUUACUAAGUGAGCCAAAUCCUGAUGAUGGGUUAAUGCAUGAUGCGAGCAUGGAGUACAAAUACAAUAGACAAGCAUUUGACCACAAGGCAAGAUCAAUGACUCAAAAGUACGCCACGGCUGGAGCAAGUGAUUUUGGUGGUCACCAAGAAAUCCAAACUCUUACAAAUGCAAGAGAAGGAAUUGUUGAAGCCAAAGAAUUAAAUUUACCAAAAUCUGAGGUCCCUGAUCAUUUUGUGAACCAGAAGGGAUUAUGUGGACUCAGCAGAAAGUUGUCGCUAGACUGUGCUGGACGUGCACAAAGACAUAAUGGUGAGACUGUGAGUGAAGUGCCUAUUGGUCAUAUCUUAAAUAAGCAGAUGGAAGUUAGUAAACAAGGUAUGAAAGAGCUUCCCAUCGAGUUUGACUUGAAUCAGGAUAAAGUACAACAGAGAACCAAGAAACUAUCUUCAGAAUUUGUGAGUCCAUCUAAAGUUAGAAAUGGUGAGAAGGAUUGUAUGGCAAAAAUUCAAUGUUCUUCCAGUUUGGAACCCCAAAGUAUUUUUUUGAUUUAUGCGGAUAUAGAGGCCUUGCCACAGGCUGUAAGAAAUUCAGGAAAAACUGCGAAUCCACAUAAUUGUGAGAUGGGAAAUGUCAGCAUAAAUAAGAGUACAAAUAAGCUGUUGCUUAAGUCAACCAAUUUCAGCCAUAAACAAGAGGAUCUUGAGAAGUUGCAGUUCAAGCCUAAGCUAUCAGUCCAACUUCAGUCCACUGCAUCAUGUCAAACUCUUCCGUUGCCAGGGAUCCCUGGUCAUUACAAUAAGCGACCUCAUAAGAAGGCUUGUGAUCAAAACGGAAAUGGUUUCUCCAUGGGGAAUAAGAAGCUGGGUUUAACUGGGAGGAGACAUCCUUUCGACACAUCCAGUUCAUCUCAACGUCAGCAGAAGUGUGAUAAAGAGAAUUUAGUUCCAUCUCAAAAUCUACCCGCUUCAAAAUCUGAUGCAUGCACUGAUUCAGCGUCCAGUUUACUUUUUACUUCACAAACUGGUGAUACUUCUGAUGCAUGCACUGAUUCAGCGUCCAGUUUACUUUUUACUUCACAAACUGGUGAUACUUAUGAUGCGUGGACUAGGAAGUCAUCUGAUCGAUGUGGGACUUUCAAGAAGCUGCCACUACAAGCUAUGGAGCACUCUGGAGAGGGUAAGGACAAUAGCUUUCAGUUGACCUCCCAAUCUGGACAGCAUUCCACAGCUCAAGUUAAUCAUCCCCUUUCAUGUGAAAACUUAAGUGAUCAUAAGCAGCUCAAUCAAGACGAGGAUAUAUACUAUAACAAGAACAUGAAGCAACAGGAAAAAGAAUCACCACAAUGUGAAGCUGUGAUUGUCUUGGACAGUGAGGAUAGUGAAGAUGAAAGGUGUCUUCAUAAAAGGUCCAAGUUGUCGCUCGCGCGAAGACAUGUGUCAGGUAAGCGAAAGGCUUAAUAGUGGAUUUGAAUUUCCUUUUGGAAGUUUAUGCUGUGGACAUAGUAAACUUGUAUACUAUGAUAUGCCUUGUUCCUCCGUGGCUCGGGCCCUCUGCUGUCAAACUUUUCUUUCUUUUCCAAUACCUUGGCCUAGUAUUUCUAGGCAUAUUAUUUCAAAUAUCGGCCAAAGGAAUAUGACAACAUUGCUUAGUAUGAUUAAGAAAUUGGUGGCAUACAUAUGUUUAUCGCAAUAUUUUUUCCAAUUACUUGAAAUGUUUGUCCAGUUUCA
This is a messenger RNA of Solanum dulcamara, 2173 nucleotides long. RefSeq lists its product as uncharacterized. The coding region runs from base 86 to 1903 and encodes 605 amino acids. Lineage: Eukaryota; Viridiplantae; Streptophyta; Magnoliopsida; Solanales; Solanaceae. Gene Ontology annotation, biological process: DNA damage response; protein polyubiquitination. Gene Ontology annotation, molecular function: ubiquitin conjugating enzyme activity. Gene Ontology annotation, cellular component: nucleus. The transcript is spliced from 6 exons. The record is from RefSeq and is a predicted model, not a curated record.